CAUAAUAUCCGGUAUAAAUUGCGCACUUCCGGUCUUCUUCCUCGGGAAGAAUAAUGGCGACCUGUGGCGAGGGGAGUGCUACGGCUACUGAAGAGGAACCAACGGAAAGUUUGGGUGGCCAGAAGAGAGAAGCGAGACUUCGUAAAUUCCGAGAGCUACAUUUCAAACGGAAUGAAGCACGUAAACUGAAUCAUCAGGAGGUUGUGGAGGAGGAUAAGAGACUGAAACUACCUGCUAAUUGGGAGGCUAAAAAAGCUCGACUAGAGUGGGAGCUUGCUGAAAAUGAAAAGAAAAAGGAAUGCACCUCCCGUGGGGAGGACUAUAACCGAGUGAAGCUGCUGGAAAUCACUGCUGAUGAUGCAGAUCGAUGGGAAAGAAAGAAGAAGAAGAAGAAUCCUGACACAGGAUUCGCAGGUUACGCUGAGGCCCAAUUCCGACAGUACCAGAGACUAACAAAGCAAAUCAGACCAGACUUGGAAAGCUACGAGAAGCUAAGAGAGGAAAGUGGUGAAGAUUUCUACCCCACGUCCAACAGCCUGAUACACGGCACCCAUGUUCCCACAAAGGAUGGCAUAGACCGCAUGGUGGAGGAUGUUGAGAAACAGAUUGAAAAGCGGGCCAAAUACAGCCGGCGCAGGGCCUACAACGACGACGCAGACAUCGACUACAUUAACGAGAGGAAUGCCAAAUUCAACAAGAAGGCGGAGCGUUUUUAUGGCAAAUACACAGCAGAGAUCAAACAGAAUCUGGAGAGGGGCACAGCUGUCUAAUGAGUCCAGUCACGUCAGUGGUUCGCUGCUUCUUGAUUGCAUCAUUUUGUUGUUGCUGCUUUCCAAGAGUACGUGUAUUUACAAGCUAACAUGGAGUAUGCAUUGUAGGAUAGGGUUUUUUUUUUGUCAUGCUGUGGCUAUUUUGAGCAAAUGUCAUGUUUAAUGUUCUUUAGUACAGUCUUAAAACUGUUAGUUUCAUCUUUAUAUCUAAAUAAAUCACUUUUAAUUA
Molecule: messenger RNA, 999 nt
Organism: Melanotaenia boesemani (Boeseman's rainbowfish)
Lineage: Eukaryota; Metazoa; Chordata; Actinopteri; Atheriniformes; Melanotaeniidae
Gene: syf2
Product: SYF2 pre-mRNA-splicing factor
Exons: 7
Coding region: 54-770 (238 amino acids)
Cellular component (GO): Prp19 complex; post-mRNA release spliceosomal complex; catalytic step 2 spliceosome
Source: RefSeq, a predicted model, not a curated record